Molecule: messenger RNA, 4617 nt
Organism: Notolabrus celidotus (New Zealand spotty)
Lineage: Eukaryota; Metazoa; Chordata; Actinopteri; Labriformes; Labridae
Gene: klc2
Product: kinesin light chain 2
Exons: 14
Coding region: 151-2052 (633 amino acids)
Biological process (GO): microtubule-based movement
Cellular component (GO): kinesin complex; cytoplasm; membrane-bounded organelle
Molecular function (GO): kinesin binding
Source: RefSeq, a predicted model, not a curated record
UUUUGAAAAACCCCAACCGGAAGUGGGUUGUUUUGCUCUGAUACACUUGACGCUGGUUCGUUCGGAGCAUCACAACAUUGUCUUGCUGCUUUGUUCCAGGGACAGAAAGCUUCGCAUUUGUCUUCAAUGCAGUGUGUAUGAAACCAGGAAAUGUCCACCAUGGUGUAUCCACGCGAAGAAGCCCUCGAGCGACUGAGCCAGGAUGAGAUCGUGCUCAAUACAAAGGCCGUCAUGCAGGGCCUGGAGACGCUGCGCGGUGAACACGCCCAGCUCCUCAACUCGCUGCUGGACUGCACGCAGCCGCCGGCAGCUCAGGAGAAAUCCGGGCUGCUCCGCAAGAGUCUGGAGGCCAUUGAGCUGGGCCUGGGGGAGGCACAGGUGAUCAUCGCGCUGUCGAGCCACCUGAGCGCCGUGGAGUCAGAGAAGCAGAAGCUGCGCGCUCAGGUGCGCCGCCUCUGCCAGGAGAACCAAUGGCUGCGCGACGAGCUGGCGGGCACACAGCACAAACUGCAGCGCAGCGAGCAGAGCGUGGCCCAGCUGGAGGAGGAGAAGAAGCACCUCGAGUUCAUGAACCAGAUCAAGAAGUUCGACGACGACGUCUCGCCGUCGGAGGAGAAGAACCAGAGCGCCGGCGGAGGUGGCAGCGGAGGAGGAGGGAGCGGGGGAGACAGUUCAAAAGACAGCCUGGACGACCUGUUCCCCAAUGAUGAUGACCAGGGACCGGCUCAGCCCAGCGGAGAGGUGGCUGCCCAGCAGGGAGGCUACGAGAUCCCAGCCCGCCUCCGAACACUGCACAACCUGGUGAUCCAGUACGCCUCUCAGGGCAGGUACGAGGUGGCCGUGCCGCUCUGCAAACAGGCCCUGGAGGACCUGGAGAAGACAUCCGGACACGACCACCCUGAUGUGGCCACCAUGCUCAACAUCCUGGCUCUCGUGUACAGGGAUCAGAACAAGUACAAAGAAGCGGCUCACCUCCUGAAUGACGCUCUGGCCAUCAGAGAGAAGACUCUGGGGAAGGAUCAUCCAGCUGUGGCCGCCACCCUCAACAACCUGGCUGUUCUGUACGGCAAGAGGGGCAAAUACAAGGAGGCUGAACCUCUGUGCAAGAGAGCCCUGGAGAUCAGAGAGAAGGUGUUGGGGAAGUACCACCCUGACGUAGCCAAGCAGCUGAACAACCUGGCGCUGCUGUGUCAGAACCAGGGCAAGUAUGACGAGGUGGAGUACUACUACAGACGGGCCCUGGAGAUCUACGAGUCCAAACUGGGAGCUGAUGACCCCAACGUGGCUAAGACCAAAAACAACCUGGCUACGUGCUACCUGAAGCAGGGGAAGUUCAAAGACGCGGAGGCUCUGUACAAAGAGAUCCUGACCCGAGCACACGAGAAGGAGUUUGGAUCCGUCAACAACGACAACAAGCCAAUCUGGAUGCAUGCAGAGGAGAGAGAGGAGAGCAAGGGGAACCGCAAAGACACGGGUCCUUACGUUGAGUAUGGGAGCUGGUACAAGGCCUGUAAAGUGGACAGCCCCACAGUGAACACCACCCUGAAGAGUCUGGGAGCUCUGUACCGUCGUCAGGGCAAACUGGAGGCUGCAGAGACUCUGGAGGAGUGUGCCAGCAAGACACGCAAACAGGGUAUUGAUGCCAUUAACCAGAGUAAGGUGGUGGAGCUGCUGAAGGACGGGGGCGCCGGAGGGGGGGACAGACGACACAGCAGGGAGGGAAUCAACGGGCCGGGGGGACAGAGGGGGGAGAACGAGGGCGAUGACUCUGCUGAAUGGAACGGGGACGGUAACGGGUCUCUGCGCCGCAGCGGCUCCUUCGGGAAGAUCCGUGACGCUCUGAGGAGGAGCAGUGAGAUGCUGGUGAAGAAGCUGCAGGGCAGCGGACCACAAGAACCCCGCAACCCCGGAAUGAAGAGAGCGAGCUCCCUGAACUUCCUCAACAAGAGCAUUGAGGAGACCACACAGGACGCCAACACCGGAUUCUCAGACUGCAGGGGACUGAGUGCCAGCAACGUGGACCUAUCCAGACGCAGCUCCCUGAUUGGCUAGGCAAACACAGGAUGGCGGGACUCGGUGGGACAGAGAUGGAGGAGGGGCUGUUUGCAGCUUAGGGUUUGAUCAAACAAACACACCUAAGAGCUCAAAGUGAGAUCAAACACUUCCACCUGCAGCGUAUUUUGUACAGAACACAAAAACAAACAAAGCAUUGAAUACACUAAACGCCAUCCUGACGCCAUGUUGGCUGCUGCGGCUGCUGCUUCGCUGUACAAACCGCCGCCCUCCAUCCCGAUAGAGAAUAUUUAGAUACACAUUAAUCAGCAUGCUGCUAACUAGAAAGAGGAAUGUCUGCACCUGAACGCCUCGUGAAUUUUCGACUCAUAGCACCGUAGCAAAAGCAUCGUAUCCACAUCGUGACGAGUCCACUCUCACGCGUGCAGACACUCCGACUUACGUAGGCGAAAACAAACCCCGGGUUCAGCUCUGAGAGAAGCAUCUCUCUCUGUAUAUUCCACCUGUAGCAUGAAGUAUGAGCUUAUGCUGACCACAUAUUGACUUCAUAUCAUAGCUGGUUUAAAAAAACGGUACACUAGGAUCCACUUCCAGUUAACACAAGCAGUCUUUGGGAUCAAACAGACGUUAGCACUAACCAUUCUCACCUCACUGUUUGCCUUCUAUGUUUUUAUGUAUAUACAGUUUUAAAUUAUUUCAUAUCUCAUUCUCUGUAUAUAGCGCACAAUGUGAUUUUCUUUGUUUUGCUUCUUGGUUUACACUUUACGGAGCGAUAGCAGGCCUCAGAAGGUGGAAGGAAAGUCGACGAGGAGGGGGGAAGACUGGAAAAAGAAGGAAAAGAAAUAAGGAGAUCCAAAAUGCUGAUAAAUGUAGUACCUCAGUGAUCCAAACCCCCUCAAUCGCAGCUUGUAUACGGGAGCAGAUAUUUAAAUGUCACGUCAUGUUCGUGGUUGAGAACCAGAGAAUCAAAAAGCUGUAGACAGUUCAUCCGAAAGUUACCUCACAUAUCUCUCAAGCAAUCAAAAACUACCUUUUCCCUUUGAAAGGAAGUAAAUCAAACACUUAUCAUUACUUUCAGGUACUUUCCCCUCUUUUAUUUUGAAAAUCUCUCACAUGUUUUCAGGUUUUUACCGGGCAGUAAAAAGUCUGAAUCGAAUGCUGUUAGCGACAUGUUUGACUAUGAGUUGUUUACAAUCAUUAAAGCAGGAUAUUUUAUCAUUUAAAGAGAUCAAUACCUCCCUUUAUGAGUGAUUUGAAGCAUCAGCUGCAUUCUUUGUGUUUCCUUAUUUACUGUUUUUAAUGUGCAUCACUGUGUGUGAGAUAAUCCUUCUUGUUUCGCCCUGUUGACUCCAUCAGUCAGAAUCAAACGAUCACAGAUGUCAUGAUUCUGCCCUCUCUGAAUGUGACGCUUUGUUCUGCUACACCCCUGCGCUUUUAUUUUGAAGGGUACUGCAAGAUGAUCAUGUGAAUGUUACAUUUAAUGUCGAUAUCUGGGUCAUUUACACUGGAUUUCUUUUUUGUGUGUGUGUGUGUGUGUUGUUUUGCAAAUCAGGAGCUAAACUCCGCCAAAAUAAGACCAAUACAAAGAGAAGCGUCCGCAGAAUGUACACGUUGGGUGAGAAGUCAGACUCAGGAAGCCGCGACUUCGCCUGUGAGGACUGUUUCUUCCUCUCUGCUUUCUCAUGUAAGGUGUUCUCAACCUUACUCUUCGACUUUUUAAACACGAGCAAAGCCAGACGACGUUAGAACUCAAACAGGCCGAGGUUUGAUUUCAUUACUGGUUUGAUGUGAAGGCGUUUCAUGAAACGAUGGUGCGUUCACAUCAUCGCCUGGAUGCCACAAUCUCCCGUGAAAUCAACUUUCGGUGAAGUUGCAUUGCUGAGUCUGAUUUUCUAAUCCUUCUAUCAGCUUCUGAAUGUGCGAGUUGGAAAAGAUGAAGUUCUCAAACGUGUGAAGGAGUGAAGGAAGUGUAUGUAAAAGGAAAGAUUUGGAAAGAUGGGGAAAUGUGCUUUAAGUGUCAUUAGCAGCAAAUAAUGUACAGAAUUCUACAACCUUUAUAUCUGUGUGUACUGUAUGUCACUAAAUGCAUAAGGAGGAGGAGGAAGAGGAAGAGGAGGAGGAGGAGGAGGAGGAGGAAUGUCUUUAGUUGUACACAAAGCUCAACACCAUGUAGUUGUGUAAAAAAAGUUCACAAAACCUCUUUUUCCGACACUGAUAGUUGGUUCCUGAACACAUCACAAUGUAAACCUGAUACUUAUUAAUCCUCUACUGUAUUAGUCAGACACUUCUCACACUCUUAAGUGAGUUUUCUGUUAGCCACACUCCGUCAAUGUUUCAACCUUUUCAAAAUAAAAGACCUGAGAGGAACAUGAAAUGUUAAAAUGUAAGAUUUGGAUGCUGCGCUUUCAAAAUAAAACAGCUUUAUUUUGUCUCGUGUUGAAAUAUUUAUGGGGAUGAAGAAAUGGUUGGUGUUGCCGGAUGAGGGUUUCGUGUGUGUAAUCAUCUAUUGCUGAUGGUUUGAUGGAUUUUAUUGUGAAAGGGCCAACCUUAAUGUGUAUUUUAUGAAAGGUUCAAUAAAAACAAAAAUCCACUUUUCAACCUGAA